AUGGGCUGGUUCUCUGACGACUCUCCUCAAUCCAACUCGUACGAGCAGUACAACAACGGCGGUGUCACCCGCGAGCACGAGGCUUCCUUCGCCCACGAGCUGAUCGCCGGCGCUGCCUCUUACGAGGCCGCCAAGGCCUACGAGGAGCACUGCGACCGCAACGGCCAGCCCCAGAGCCACGAGAAGGCCAAGGAGAUCAUGGCCGGUCUCGCCGGUGCCUUCAUUGACCGUGAGGUCGAGACCCGCGGUCUGGACUUCAUUGACCGCGAGCGUGCUAAGCGCCACGCCAAUGAGCACAUUGAGCAGGUCGAGGAGAGCCGCUUCAACUACUAA
Molecule: messenger RNA, 333 nt
Organism: Penicillium cataractarum
Lineage: Eukaryota; Fungi; Ascomycota; Eurotiomycetes; Eurotiales; Aspergillaceae
Product: DUF3759 domain-containing protein
Exons: 3
Coding region: 1-333 (110 amino acids)
Source: RefSeq, a predicted model, not a curated record